Molecule: messenger RNA, 5617 nt
Organism: Pelodiscus sinensis (Chinese soft-shelled turtle)
Lineage: Eukaryota; Metazoa; Chordata; Testudines; Trionychidae
Gene: WDR35
Product: WD repeat domain 35
Biological process (GO): intraciliary retrograde transport; protein localization to cilium; non-motile cilium assembly
Cellular component (GO): intraciliary transport particle A; non-motile cilium
Molecular function (GO): protein binding
Source: RefSeq, a predicted model, not a curated record
GGGCAAAACCCGGAAGUCGCGGCUCCGCCCCGGAAGUGAAGCUGUUGGAUUCCGGGGCAGGCUGAGUCCGGCGUCGGUUGCCAAGGAAGCCCGGUUGCUACGGAGGCAGCGGCAGGCCGCUAACACGCUCCCUCCCCAAACAAUCGCGCCGGGCUGAGCCCCUCCCCCUUGGCCCCGCAGCAUGUUCAUCUACCUGAGCAAAAAGAUUGCAAUUCCUGGUAACGUUCGACUAAGAUGUAUAUCUUGGAACAAGGAACAAGGUUUCAUAGCUUGUGGUGGAGAAGAUGGAUUGUUGAAAGUUUUAAAACUAGAAACACAGACAGAUGAAGCUAAAUUAAAAGGACUUGCAGCUCCUAGCAAUCUUUCAAUGAAUCAAACUCUUGAAGGUCACAGCGGUUCUGUACAAGUGGUGACCUGGAAUGAACAGUAUCAAAAGCUAACUACCAGUGAUCAAAAUGGACUUAUCAUUGUAUGGAUGUUGUAUAAAGGUGCUUGGUAUGAGGAGAUGAUCAACAAUAGAAAUAAAUCUGUUGUUCGAAGUAUGAGCUGGAAUGCUGAUGGACAAAAGAUCUGUAUUGUGUAUGAAGAUGGGGCUGUGAUUGUUGGUUCAGUGGAUGGUAAUCGUAUUUGGGGGAAAGAUUUGAAAGGUUCACAACUGUGUCAUGUAGCAUGGUCCUCAGAUAGCAAAACUCUACUCUUUGGAAUGGCAAAUGGAGAAAUUCAUAUUUAUGACAACCAAGGGAAUUUUCUUAUGAAAAUGAAACUGAAUUGUUUGGUGAAUGUAACUGGAGCAUUCAGUAUUGCUGGAAUACAUUGGUACCCUGGUACAGAGGGAUAUACUGAGCCAGAUUGCCCUUGCCUUGCUAUCUGUUUUGAUAAUGGAAGAUGCCAGAUAAUGAGACAUGAGAAUGACCAAAACCCUGUUUUGAUUGACACUGGUAUGAAUGUAGUGAGUAUCCAGUGGAACCACUGUGGAAGUGUGUUGGCUGUGGCAGGCUUCCAAAAAGCAGCUACUCAAGAUAAAGAUGUAAAUCUGGUGCAGUUCUACACUCCUUUUGGUGAGCAUUUGCGUACACUGAAAGUUCCUGGCAAGCAGAUGUCAGCAUUAUCCUGGGAAGGAGGUGGACUGAAGAUUGGGUUAGCUGUUGAUUCUUUUAUAUAUUUUGCAAACAUUCGGCCAGAUUACAAGUGGGGUUACUGCUCCAAUACAGUGGUAUACGCAUAUACCAGGCCUGAUCGUCCUGAAUACUGUGUGGUUUUUUGGGAUACAAAAAACAAUGAAAAAUAUGUGAAAUAUGUCAAGAGUCUGAUUUCUAUAACCACUUGUGGAGACUUCUGCAUUUUGGCAACUAAAGCUGAUGAAAACCAACCUCAGUAUGUGCUGGUUCUCUGCAAUUCGAUUGGUACACCCCUUGAUCCAAAAUACAUCGACAUUGGACCGUUAUUUGUUACAAUGACCAAAACCCAUGUGAUAGCAGCUUCAAAAGAAGCAUUUUAUAUUUGGCAAUACCGUGUUGCCAAGCGGCUCACAGCAAUGGAAAUUAAUCAGGUAGCACGGACUAGAAAAGAAGGCAGAGAGAGGAUUUUUCACAUUGAUGAUACCCCUUCUGGAGCUAUCGAUGGAGUGCUUGAUUACAGCAAGACCAUUCAAGGGACAAGAGAUCCAAUUUGUGCAAUAACCGCAUCUGAUAAGACACUAAUAGUGGGGCGUGAAUCUGGCACCAUUCAGAGAUAUAGUCUUCCUAAUGUUGGAUUAGUUCAGAAGUAUAUCCUGAACUGUCGAGCCUAUCAAAUGUCUUUGAAUUGCACCUCCAGUCGCCUGGCUAUCAUAGACCUUUCUGGAAUUCUAACAUUCUUUGACUUGGAUACACGAGUAACAGACAGUACAGGACAGCAAGUCGUAGGCGAGCAGUUGAAGUUGGAGCGCAAAGAUGUCUGGGAUAUGAAAUGGGCCAAAGAUAAUCCAGACUUGUUUGCUAUGAUGGAGAAAACAAGAAUGUAUGUUUUCAGAAACUUGGAUCCUGAGGAACCCAUUCAGACUUCUGGAUAUAUUUGCAACUUUGAAGAUUUAGAAAUUAAAUCUGUUCUGUUGGAUGAAAUAUUAAAAAACCCUGAGCAUCCUAACAAAGAAUAUAUAAUUAACUUUGAGAUCCGAUCACUACGAGACAGUCGUGCAUUGAUUGAAGAGGUCGGGAUUGAGGAGUCUUCCCAAUUCAUUGAAGAUAAUCCACAUCCUAGACUUUGGCGUCUCCUGGCUGAAGCUGCUCUUCAGAAGCUAGACCUACAAACUGCUGAACAAGCAUUUGUGCGCUGCAAAGACUAUCAAGGCAUUAAAUUUGUGAAAUGCCUAGGAAAUCUGCAGAGCGAGUCAAUGAAGCAGGCUGAAGUGGCAGCUUACUUUGGCCGCUUUGAAGAAGCUGAAAGAAUGUAUUUGGAUAUGGACCGAAGAGAUCUAGCUAUUGGUCUACGGAUAAAACUAGGAGACUGGUUUCGAGUAUUGCAGCUAUUGAAAACAGGCUCAGGCGAUGCAGAUGACACCCUUCUUGAACAAGCACAUAAUGCUAUUGGAGACUAUUUUGCAGACAGACAAAAAUGGAUAAAUGCUGUACAAUAUUAUGUACAAGGAAGAAACCAGGAACGUUUAGCUGAAUGUUACUACAUGCUAGAAGACUACCAAGGACUAGAAAAUCUGGCUAACUCACUUCCAGAAAAUAACAAGUUACUUCCUGACAUAGCUCAAAUGUUUGUCAGAGUGGGGAUGUGUGAACAAGCUGUCACUGCGUUUCUGAAAUGUAAUCGACCAAAGGAUGCAGUAGAUACCUGUGUACAUCUCAACCAGUGGAAUAAAGCUGUUGAGCUGGCUAAAAAUCACAAUAUGAAAGAGAUUGGAUCCCUACUAGCUAGAUAUGCAUCUCAUUUACUGGAAAAGAAUAAAAUCCUUGAUGCCAUAGAACUCUAUCGUAAAGCCAACUAUUUUUUUGAUGCUGCCAAACUCAUGUUCAAGAUUGCAGAUGAAGAGGCAAAGAAAAGGUCUAAACCUUUACGAGUUAAAAAGCUUUAUGUAUUGUCUGCUUUACUUGUUGAACAGUAUCAUGAACAAGUAAAAAAUGCACAGAGGGGAAAAGUUAAAGGAAAGAGUUCAGAGGCUACUUCAGCUUUAGCUGGUUUGCUAGAGGAAGAUGUUCUUUCUUCAGCUAAUCGCCUCACCGAUAAUGCAUGGCGAGGAGCUGAGGCUUAUCAUUUUUUUAUACUUGCACAAAGACAGCUCUAUGAAGGUUAUGUAGACACAGCAAUGAAAACAGCCCUUCAUCUGCGAGAUUAUGAAGACAUUAUCCCUGCAGUUGAGAUCUAUUCCCUUUUGGCUGUCUGUGCCUGUGCCAAUAGAGCAUUUGGUACUUGUUCAAAAGCCUUUGUCAAACUGGAAUCCUUAGAAACCCUUAGCCCUGAACAGAGACAGCAAUAUGAAGAUCUUGCCCUGGAGAUAUUCACUAAACAUUGUCCUAAACAUACCAAAAAAUCUGAUCUGGAUGGUCUUCUAGAGGGUGGAGAAGAGAAACUUCCAACAUGUGUUGCAACAGGAAGAUCUAUCACAGAGUAUCAGUUCUGGAUGUGCAAUGUGUGCAAGCACUGUGUGCAGGCCCAAGAAAUCAGCAAUUAUAACUUCUGUCCUUUGUGCCAUAGUUCAGUGACAUAGUAUGGGGAAAAUUGUAAGUGUCCCCUUGUGUAUGUUACACCUCAAACCAUUACAAACAUAAAAAGACUUCAAAGUGUGUAUUGAAAUGUAAUACAGGCACUGUUACAAAAUGUUAGUAAGAUUAUUAGAGAAAAUAUUUUUCAGAAAGAAACAAUAACUAGAGUACUGAAAAAAAUGUAACUGUUAACCCAUUUUUAUAAAAAGGGUUAAGGUUUUUUUUUUUUUCCUAACUGUGAACAGGGCCUAAUACUAAAACCAACAAAAACUGAUGUGUGUUUAUCUGUCUUUCCUUUGAAACACUCUCAGGGCUUGUCUACUCGGGGAAGUUAUUAGGUGGCAUGCUAGGGUAUAAAUCUAAAAUACAAAGCAGAGUAAUUGCUAUCUCCCCACACGUGUGUUUGUAUUGUGCGCCAAAAGUGGCCUAUGGAGUGUUUAAGCUUAAUGCACUUUAAACUGUAUUAAACUGUCUACAGGGGGGAGUUAAUACAGAACAACUAGUGCACUGUAACACCCUAGCUUGCUGUUCAUUAACUGCCUCAUGUAGAUAAGCCCUUAGUUAUAGGAACUUCAUUCUUCAUUUUUAUAAUAUACGGUUAGUUUUUAUAUAUUUUUCCCAAAAUACAGACAGACUCUUGGAGUAAAGAAUUUCCAGCUGGAACCAAUGUUCAAGUAGCACUCUUUAUAACCUUUGUAUCGUGUUAUACAUUUUCCUAUAACUUUUUUACUACAAUGAUAUUUUAGUCAUUAUAUUUAGGACUAAAUAUUUAUGUUGCAUUAUUUUUCUAAACAUAUUUAGAAGUAAAGUAGUUCCUUUGUUGGUAUAAGAGGUGAUCUGCCAAGAAGCUAGGAUUUAUAACCUGAAUUCUUGGGUGCUCUCUUUUGAAUAUUAACCAUUUGUUUGACCUUUGUGUAUCCACAUUGAAUCACCCAAGGUUAGUAAUAACAAAAACCAGGUACCAGCUGAUAGCUCUUAAUGAACUAUAUGAUUACAAAUUAGCAAACUCAAUCAACUGGCAGAUAGUGUGUCCAUAUACCACUGUCACAGUUGUCAUCUUUAUUUGGCAGUGUGAAUGGCAAUUGAAGAAUAUGGUGACUGAAUUAAGCUGUCAUUCAUCUAAAUUUGUAGAAUGGAGCUACACUGAGGGCAGAGUGUAAAGCUUGUACAGGUUGGACCUCCCUAGUUUGGCACCCUCGAGACCUGACCAGUCCUGAACGAGGGAGGAUGGGAGAGACCUCCCCUUGUCCAACAUGUCCCAUGCUAAACUGCUGCCCCUGCUAGGGCACCAGCCCAGCACCACUGUAUCCUGCCUGGCCAUGGCUCCCUAGGAUGAAGCUUCCUAGCUGCUGCAGGGGGCCAAAGCUCUGGCCGGGGCUUCUUGGCUGCUACCUGACCCCGAGCUCCACAGCCACUGCUGACCCUUGCUAUUUCCUGGCCAUGGGUGUAGGACUCUCCACUGUGCCUCCCACUCCUCUGUGUCUCCCCCGCCAUGGGGCUCCCUGCUGAGUCACCGCCUGCCACGCUCCUGCCCCACAGCCCGACCUCUCUAUACUUGGACUCAGUGGUCCAGCAACAUCCUUAGUCCUAUCAGACUAGGGAUGUUGCCGGACUAAAGACUCCCGGUUACAGGAGGUACAAUCUGUAUUUCAACUGUACAUGUUUCAGCUGUACAUAGAAUGCUUUAAUUUCAGUCUUAUCAGUCUGGUAUCUUUCACAGGCACUACAUUCACUUUGAGGAUUAUAAUUGAAGAAAGAUAGUCAGGAAUCUUCUUUUCUCUUGGUUUGUCUUUCUGGGUGAAAAAUUACCUUUGUAAUAUCCAGAAGUUAAAUCUUGGGUUCUUUUGAAUACAGUGAACCCUCGCUACUUCGCGGUUCGACUAUCGCGGAUUCACGACUUCGCGGACUUUUUUCAUUACAUUAUGUAU